CCAUACACAUUAUCGGCGUCGUAUUGUCCAUAGAAUAAUCUCGAUUCGCCUACAGUUGAGUCAAUGGUGAUCACAGCCAAUAUGUCAGCCCUGGAGUUUAAGUUAUUCAUUUUGUUUAAUAUCUACCUCUGUAUAUAUGCAGAACGUAAUAUAUAUUUUAAUGUUAGUUAUUAUCCAUCGAAUAUAGAAUGUUACUAUUUGGAAGGAGAACAUGCUAACAUAGUAUUUUUAUACUCAAAGUAUAUUAACCAUGCAUCAUUCACUCAAGAAAUUAACUAUAACUCAUAUACAGAACAUAACUGUAAUUACAACGUAUCGUUUAAAUUGCCACCUAAAAAUAAAAACAAAAACAACAUAUGGUUUCUACAGUUAUUAACUAAUAAAGAUGUGGCGAAUAAUUAUAACAAGACACAAUUAUAUAAUGGCAGUUGGUAUGCUCAUAAUGUGCGUGGUGUGCAUUUAGAAGCUCUGGCAUUUCCUACUGUAAGCGUCAAUAGUACCAAGCAAAAUUUGACAGUACUGGAGAAUCAGAAUCCAUAUAUUAUAGAUGUAACUUCUGUAUACAAUUAUACACCCAGUGAAGAUUUGCAAAUAGAAUGCGAAUAUAAAAGUAAUAAUUUGAUCAACAGCACAUGCACAUACUGCAGUACAAGUACUACAUGUACAGAACUUAACAGUGAAAGAAAACAAAAUAGAUGUCAAUUUACAUUAGAGAACAUACAAAAUGGAUCAAAAAUUAUUUGUUACUACAAAGAGACGGACGUUAAUAUAUCUGUUACUGUUCAUUUUAACCAGAAGAAACUAGAUGAUAUACUGAGGCUGAGUAUAAAUAACAUUACCAUUGGAUCACAAAAUAUGUCGAUCAGUAAUCUGACAGGGACGUACAUAUAUCAUUACAUACCUGGGGAAAGUCCGCGUGUAGAUUGUGAAGCAGUACAAUAUAACAAAAAAACUAGUACUCUCGAAUGGAUGAGACCGAUUGAGAUAGGAGCCGCUAUGAGUUAG
This is a messenger RNA of Achroia grisella, 1005 nucleotides long. RefSeq lists its product as uncharacterized. Lineage: Eukaryota; Metazoa; Arthropoda; Insecta; Lepidoptera; Pyralidae. The transcript has 8 exons. The record is from RefSeq and is a predicted model, not a curated record. Bases 64 to 1005 code for a protein of 313 amino acids.